AUUGUGUUCACCUUACUCACUCUCUCCCUCCCCUCUUCUCUAUUUACCGAGCUUUUCACUACAAGAAAAUGCACUUUUAGCGACCACUUUGUCUUUCUCUCGCUCAUCACUCUGUCUCUGUCUCGAUUAGCACAUAUGACUGUAAGCCUUGUGGUGGUGAUACCACAGAGCAACUCAUCAAUAGCCAUAGGCUAGGGCUAGGGCUCCACAUCGAUUAAGUUGCCAUUAGUUUGACUAAUUUUAUGGUGGGUCCACUGUCGUUCUAUGGAAACAAGCCGACCACGCUUGAUCUUAUUCUUAGGCUGGGGAUUAGAGUUGGUGGAGCCUCCACUGCUGGCUUUUCGGCUUUGUUUACUUCCAUUAGAGAUGGGCUUCAUGUUGCGGUGGCCAGUGGCGGAGCCAGGAAAUUAUGUUAGAGGGGACAGUUAUUAAUUAUAAAUUGUUAUUUUUAAAAAAAUCAUGAUCAAUAUAAAGAUAAGAAUAAUUUUAUAAUAGUGUGUAAUACAUCGGUACGGGAUGGUAAUGUUAGUUUCUAAUUUUGGCACAAAAAUUCACCAGGUUUCAAAAUUCCUAAUUUUAGAAAAUAAAAACACAUCAUUUAUAGCACAAAAUAUUAUAAAACUAUUUAAUUUUUAUUUGACAAAAAAUUUUAAACAUAUCUUAUUGGUUAUAAAUGAUGUGCUUUGAACGUAAAUUAUUACAUAGUCUUCGAGUACCAUAUGGUGUUGCCUAUGUGAUGCUCAAAAUAUGAGAAAUCACAAUUUACACUAAAUAGUUUGUCAACUACUUUAAAAUAAUGACUUAAUUAUAUUCAAUCCAUAAGAUGUCGUACUAUACUAUUGGUUUAAACUACUACGUAAAUACAUUUUGUAUAUACCCACACAACAAAAACAAAAAAAUUUCAAAAUUGGAAACAUUUGAAAAAAAAAAAUUAGUUGAUAAUAUUGGAAACAUCUGUAAAAUUGUAAUUGGAAACAUCUGUAAAAUUUUUAGCGACCAAGAUUUGGUCGCAGAUCUUGAAACGACCCCGUUUUGAAUGUUAUUUAAGUAAAUGUUGAUUCAAUACCGACCAAACAGUUUAGUAGGGAAAAAAUUGCCCUAUUACCCGAGUGAAUUUUUCAAACUCUUUAUACAGUCACUCCCGCGCACCACUUCCGCGCACCACUCCUCAUACGUACCUCAUCGUCGAUUCUCCUGCUCGAUUGUGUUCAACAAAGUUGCUCCUCCUCCAUCAUCGCAGUCGCCUGUGUCGAUUUUUCGACCAAGCAUCAGCGGCGCUUCGAGAAGUACUUGGGCCUCCAUUGUUAGUACCACCAUCACCAUUUUUCCGCUACAACCAGUUCGCCUGUCUUCAAACAACCCCGACAUUAGAAUGGCUCCUGCGAAAAAGAUGCGCCGUAUUCCUUUACCAAAGAGGGCAUUGAUUGAACCAUACUCAUCCCCGACCGAUACACCUACACCUGCUCUUGAAGGUGUUGCAGCAGAUGGAUCUCAGACUAUUGCACCAUCUCCGUCUGAAAGUAAUGCAUUGUCAAGAUCUAAGACUGUUGCACCAUCUCCAUUUGAAACUAAUGCACGAGCUGAUCCAUAUAUGCAAUAUCGAUGGACUGUUGCUGAUCCAGCGACAAAAGGGGCUGUUGUACAAGCUGUCCGGGAUAAAUUUGAGAUUGGGGAGAAUUACGAGGAGAAUUCACUAUCCCAUCAAGUUGUGGAAAGGAAGUGUUAUGUGUUACAUAAAGAUUGUAAGCGUCGCUACGACACCGGGAAACUUAAUAGGAGCAAGCUACCCUACAAUCACAGUAGUGGGUCGCGAUCUUUUCCGGCGGCGAUGAGCAUUGAGGUGAAGGAAAAUGGUGGCUUCUUGCCAGAUAUUUGCGAUUUCUACAAGGACACUCAUCAGAAUAAGAAGACAAAAGAAUGGAUUGAUCCUAUAUGCGGUGCUCUACAUGAGCAAAUGACGAUGGUGCGAGAUGAGUCUAUCGAGUCUGGAACGCUCAUGACACAAGAGAAUAUAUCAAGAGUGGUUCUUGGGAAGAAGAAGGGAUACCUGAGAGGUUUUGGGGUCGGACCAAAGCCCUCGUCUUGUGAUUCUGGGUUGAAUGCGGCAUCACAAGCACGAGAGGAGCACUUGAAAAGGCUUACAUCCGAGUUGGAGAUACUACGUGCGGAGCAGCAGAGUGACCAUGAGGAGCAUCAAAAAAAAGAAGAGGACCAACAAAUAAAAGAUGCAGAGAAUGCAAGACAACGUCAAGAGAUGCAGGGGCAGAUUUUUGGACUUGAAGGCAUGGUGGCGCAAGUUUUGGAAAUGCUCAAUCCAUCAAAGUCCCCACCAUAGCUACUCAUGGUAAUGGAUGGAUGAUCUCGUGCACGAAGCUAAAUUGUACAGGACUAAUUGGCAGUAUAAGCAUUUUUGGAAGGAAUAUAUAUUUUUGGAUAAAUGUAUGUAUGGAAAAGAUUUGGGUGGACUAGUAGUUAUAUUUUUGGAUAGACUAGUAGUUAUAUUUUUGGAUGGAUGUGUAUGGAAAAUAUUUGGGUAGAUUACUAGUGUGUAUAUUUUUUGAUGGAUGCGCAUGGAUAACAAUUUAAAACAUAAUAACAAGUAAUUGUUAUGUUUUAAAUUGUUAUGUUAGAUGGAUGUGACUUGGAUGAUUAUAUAGAUUACAAGUGGAUUUUUAAUUGGGGGAAUAUGUAGUUUGAAAUUACUUGUGGAUGAAAACUUAUAAUAGUUGAUGACUUUCAUUAAACAGGUUCAA
Molecule: messenger RNA, 2753 nt
Organism: Camellia sinensis
Lineage: Eukaryota; Viridiplantae; Streptophyta; Magnoliopsida; Ericales; Theaceae
Source: RefSeq, a predicted model, not a curated record